UUUCUAAUAGAACUAAUACACCCAAAGAAAAUAAAAUGAAAAGGACUGAAAAGUAAUGGAUUUGCUAAUAGUACGUUCUGCAUAGAUUCAAUUAUUUCUAUUCUAAUUUUAGAUUCAGUUUCCCUCUUCAAAAUGCUUCUAUAAAUAGUAUGCUGAUUUUUAUUUCUUAUCUGUUCAGGACCGAUAAACUUACCUCGGCGACUUAACUCUGGCUUCUAUUAUGCUCAUUCAGAUGAUAUAACCAUUGCAGCAUUGGAGAAAGUAGUGAGGCAUGCAGUUAAUUCCAAUCUCUCGGAACAGCCAAGCUUCUAUGACACAUUAUGUGGGGAAGGUGGGUCUCACCGUUUAGGUGAUGACAGAUGCUUUGAACCCGAAACAAAUUUGACAGUAUAUUUCUUGAACAGAGACCUGUUUCCUAAUGGUGCAUACCAAGGUCUGUGGGAGGAAAUAAACGUGAAGGAAGCCUGUACGACUAAGGGUUGUUAUAUUCUCCAUAACAACUGGAUUAGUGGAAGGAGGAAGAAGAUGGAACGACAGGUGUUGUCAGGGCUAUGGGAGUACGAUAUUAGCACUAGAAUGUGUCUUCAAAGCUGGCCUAGGACUAUGUUCACAAGUUAUUUUUAAAACGGGAUAGAUUCUUUUCUAUAUUUGAUCAUGGGUAGCUUUGUUUUUCACGUUAUGGAGGAGAAUUCGAAGAAUUAUAUUUUGUCAGAUAUACUUUUACCUACAAAGCUUUGGAUUUAUCACUGGUUAUAUAUGAGAUGAUGCUAAAACAGCCGGCUAAAAAACGGCAAAAUUUGGACUCGUUCGGCGUUAGUCAGUUAAUCCAGGAGAAAGGAAGAGUAGAGGAGACAAUCUCAUUUAGCGUAGGUUCACAUCUAAAGAAUACUACUCUAAGGAUAGUUCAUGCUGGCGGGAGAAUUGCGCUCCAUCAACAUGCAAUUCCUGCAUCUGAAAUGAUUCAAAGAUAUCUUGGAAUGUGUAUAGUGCGGCCUAAUAUCUUCGAGUGCCCCCAUGAAUCUGUUUUAUCUGCUGAAGAUAUGUUGUUGCCGGGCAACAAAUACAUUAUCAUUCGGUCUACAACUGUAGAGAAAUUGAAACACAGACACUCGCGGAAGGGAAUGUAAAUCGACAAGUUGAUAGUGAUGAGCCUAUCUUAGAUUUUAAAGAAAUUAAAGAUGUUGGAGAUAAUUAUUCAGAAGAAUCUAUUUGUUCUGCUAUAGACUUCUAUACCUCUGAAGACAAUUGGUCUAUUUGUUUUCUGAAAAAGCGCAUGAAAGAAAAGAAGCCAUUUGUAACCCCAAUCCAGAGGCUAAGAAUGUGGAAGGAAUCCGAUUGGGAGCCGAGUGUAACUUCAAUACAGGAGCUAUCUCCAUGACUAUCCCUGUUCUGGCUUCUUGACGCACUUUUACUCCUACCAUCAUCUGGUCCGUAGAUUUCUCUGUGCUCAUUAUAUCUUUGAGAAAGAGAUUGUUAAGAUUGUCAUCCACUCUUUUUAUGUCCUUUGCAUAGCCUUAAGAAGUCGAUUAAAAGAUCCUAGAACGAGUUGCCUAUGUUCUAUGAAUUGGUAUGUCCAUUUACUAAAAUUUCCUUUUUAAAUUGUAGAUAUUUCCAUAAUAAUUAUCUGCUCGAAAACAUGAAUUCUAAAUCAAUUACACGGUCCUAUGAUCCUAUGUUGGAAUAGGUGCAAUUGUGUUCCA
Molecule: messenger RNA, 1700 nt
Organism: Olea europaea var. sylvestris
Lineage: Eukaryota; Viridiplantae; Streptophyta; Magnoliopsida; Lamiales; Oleaceae
Exons: 2
Coding region: 762-1127 (121 amino acids)
Source: RefSeq, a predicted model, not a curated record